Molecule: messenger RNA, 1984 nt
Organism: Mesitornis unicolor (brown roatelo)
Lineage: Eukaryota; Metazoa; Chordata; Aves; Mesitornithiformes; Mesitornithidae
Product: ras-associated and pleckstrin homology domains-containing protein 1-like
Exons: 2
Coding region: 1-1503 (500 amino acids)
Source: RefSeq, a predicted model, not a curated record
AUGCCACCUCCCCCACCUCCACCGCCUCCCCCCACACCGGGGUCGGCCAUGGCGCAGCUGAAGCCAGCACCUUGUGGCCCCUCUGUGCCACAGUUCACACCACCACCACCGCCCCCCAAAAUCCAUCAGGUUCAACCAAAUAUAAGCCAGGCCACUGCCACCUCCUCGUUGCCACCACCUCCUCCUCCUGUGCCUGCCCCACCACCACCCCAAGCACCUCCAAAGCCUGUCAUGACAGCUCUCCCUGCACAGCCUAGUGGAAAGGCAGUGUCACCAGGGCCAACAUUCCCAAAGCAGCAGAGUUUCUCUGUGAAGCCUCCUCCAUCCCCUCAGUUGCCAUCCCCCUCAGUGCCAUCAGUGGUGAAACAGAUAGUUAGCCAGUUCCCACCUCCUCCCACCCCACCUGCCACUGAGCCUCAGCCUCUGAAACCUCUUCCACUGACCGUGGCUCCACAGUCACCUCCAGCAGUGAAGGCAAAGCCCAAAUGGCAGCCUGUUCCCGCUCCCUCACCAGACUUCCCCCCUCCUCCACCAGAGAGCAGCUUAGUGUUUCCUCCUCCACCUCCUUCCCCAGCUUCCUCUGCAGGUUCUCCCCCCCCUGACAAAUCAGGGUCUCCAGUCAAAAAGACCGGCAAGACAUCAAGCCCUGGAGCAAAGAAACCACCUCCAACACCUCAGCGAAACUCCAGCAUCAAGUCCACCAGCUCCACUGAGUACCAUGAGUCCAAGAGACCUUCGGUGGACCGCCUUGUCAGCAAAUUUGCACACCCACCAGAGCCGUCAGGGUCUCCUUCCAAGGAGUCAUCGCCUCCUGCAGCCCCUCCAAAGCCAGGAAAGCUCAACCUUUCUGGGGUGAGCCUGCCCAUUGUCAUUCCCCAAGGAGGGAUCCCAGCAAAGGCUUCUGCUCUGGGUAUGUCUGGGAAGGAACCUGUGGUCGAAUUCCCUUCACCACCGUCUGAUUCAGACUUUCCACCACCACCACCUGAAAUAGAUCUUCCUCUCCCGCCAGUUGAGAUCCCAUCCAUGUUUUCAGGCAGCACCUCCCCAAAAGUCGCUGUUGUCAAUCCCCAGCCUCAGGCAUGGUCAAAACCAUCUGUGAAAAAAGCCCCACCACCCACACGACCCAAGCGGAACGACAGCACUCGACUGACGCAGGCAGAGGUCGCAGAGCCACCAGGGUCAGCUGGCCCACAAGUGCCCACUUCACCCAAGUCCAGCCUUAGCGUUCAGCCGGGAUUCCUGGCAGACCUCAACCGGACGCUGCAGCGGAAAUCCAUCACCCGGCACGGCUCCCUCUCCUCCGCCCGGAUGUCCAGAACAGAGCCCGCAGCCACCAUGGACGACAUGGCCCUGCCUCCACCUCCGCCAGAGCUGCUGGCUGACCAACAGAAGAUGAGCAGCUUCGGGGGCAGUCAUAUAUCCGGCUAUGCAACGUUACGGAGGGGGCCACCCCCUGCACCUCCCAAAAGGGAUCAGAACACGAAGCUGUCACGAGACUGGUAGUCAGUCUGCAGGGGCCGGUGCUCUCCAUGACUUGUGGGCCACCCCAUGAUCGGCCAGCCUGUGAUCUUAUGCACUUGGAGAGAAUGUGGGGGUGUGGAUGGUAGCCCCAUCAAAAGAGGUGAUCUCAAACUGUAGCUAAGGCUAAAUAUAAAGACAUUCCCCUCCCAUGGCUAGGCCAAAAAAGUUGGAGGCCUGGGGGUGUUAUUUUAUUGGGCAAGGUGGGUUGAGAGGCAUUGACUUACCCUUUGAAUUUCUUUUACCCUUCAUAGGGAUUGGACCAAAAACCCAUUUUCUUAUUUUUUCUGCAUUUAGGGGAGGGGGGAGAUAAUUUUUUGUAGUGUCUAUGUGAGACAUGUUUGUGCAUGUAUUAUAAGUGUAGGUAUAUAAUAUAUUGUGAUAUAUUUCGUCGCAAUUAUAGAAGAUAACCAGAAUGUUUUUGUAGAACCAUAUUUAUUGUUUCAGUCGCUCUAUUAUCUGGAAU